Messenger RNA from Alternaria incomplexa, 732 nucleotides. RefSeq lists its product as uncharacterized. Gene Ontology annotation, biological process: 'de novo' protein folding. Lineage: Eukaryota; Fungi; Ascomycota; Dothideomycetes; Pleosporales; Pleosporaceae. Gene Ontology annotation, cellular component: endoplasmic reticulum; endoplasmic reticulum membrane. The record is from RefSeq and is a predicted model, not a curated record. Bases 1 to 732 code for a protein of 243 amino acids. The transcript is spliced from 4 exons.
AUGUUGUCACGGAUAGCCGCCCUACUGCUCUCAGGAGUCGCAGUCCUGCAUGCGCAAGCCCAAACUGCCGCCGUUCCUGCAGAGCUCGUCGGCACAUGGACAAGCAAGUCGAAUUCGACCAUGACCGGACCUGACUUCUACGACCCCGUCAACGAGAAAUUCACCGAGCCCAAGCACACCGGCAUCAGCUACUCCUUUACCGCGGACGGCCAUUUUGAAUCGGCAUACUACCGCGCAAUCGCAAAUCCCACCAAUCCCAAAUGCCCCCAGGGCAUAAUCCAAUGGCAACACGGAAGCUACGAGAAAACGGCACAGGGCGGCCUCGUCCUCAAGCCCAUCAAGGUGGACGGCAGACAACUAUACUCCGACCCGUGCCAGUACAAGACCGCCGUCUACACACGAUACAACGCGACCGAGAAGUUCAAGACAUACGAAUACGUCGCCUCAGACCAGUACCACGUAGGCACCCCGCGCAUCACGCUCUUCAAGUCCGACGGCGCCCCGAUGAUGCCUCUCUACCUCGCCAUGAAGUCACCCAAGAUGCUCCCCACCACGACACUCAACCCCCUCGUUACCCAAACCGCCGCAUCCAAGAACUCCAAGCGCGGCGAACUACCCAUGAACCACGAAGUCAUCUACGCGCGAACAACCGGUGCCGUCAGGGCCGACCAAUGGUGGUGGUUCGGCGUUUUCAUGACUGCUGGUGGAGGAUUCCUUUACUACUUCUUCUAG